Camarhynchus parvulus is the source of this 2712-nucleotide messenger RNA. RefSeq names its product cytochrome P450 4B1-like. Gene Ontology annotation, molecular function: monooxygenase activity; heme binding; oxidoreductase activity, acting on paired donors, with incorporation or reduction of molecular oxygen. The coding region runs from base 627 to 2150 and encodes 507 amino acids. The record is from RefSeq and is a predicted model, not a curated record. The transcript has 12 exons. Lineage: Eukaryota; Metazoa; Chordata; Aves; Passeriformes; Thraupidae.
CACCAGGGUCGGCGGGAGCUGCUGCUCGCAGAGACAGAGACAGCGGUGGCACGGAAGCGGUGUUGCCCGGCAGCUGCCUGCCCUCCACCUGCCGUGCCAGAGCUGCCACGGUGCCCGGCCCUCGGCUAAGGCACGGCAUCGUGCGGUGCGGCAUUCCCCGCGCUCGCUGUCCCGGCCGGCGCUGGGAUGCGGCUCACAGUGCCGGCAGCGGGGAGGGAGACAGGGAAGGAGAGCGGGAGCUGUCAGCCGGGAUGCGCGAUGGGAAUGGGUGGAGAUGAGGGUGAAAGCUCGUGAGGCAGGAAUAGGUGAUGAAGACCUCGGGAGGAGCAAUCCCAGGGCACUGUCUUUCCCUCUCUCUUCAGCCUGAGGUCCCGGCGCGGAGCCAGCCGGGGCCGGCGGGGUCUCGGGGCGGGCAGCAGCUCCCAGCUAGUGCGGCGGAGAGCGGAGCGUUCCCGCGGGAUGCUCCCUUUCCCUUCCUCUCCCGUCCCUCCCAACAAGCGCUGCCGUGAUUUGGCAGCCGCUCGGACUCUGGACCAGCCUCUCCGCCCCGCAUUGGCUGCCGCGGCCGGUGCCGCCGGGGCUCUGGGGGACACCGGAGGCAGCGGCUGGCGGCUCUCACCGGGACCAUGAAGCUGCUGUGGCUGGGCGUGGAUGUCUCCAGGGUCCUGCACCUGGCCGCCGUGUUCUGCCUGACCUGCGUGCUGCUGAAAGCCAUCCAGCUGUUCCACCGGCGGCGGGAGCUGCUGCGGGCGCUGGCCGACUUCCCCGGGCACCCGACCCACUGGCUCUUCGGCCACGUCCACGAGUUUCUCAAGGAGGAAGAGGUGCUGGACAAGGCAGAGCUCUGGACCCAGAAGUACCCACUUGCUCACCCUAUGUGGUUUGGGAGUUUCUCAGCAUUCCUGGUUAUCACUGAUCCCGACUAUGCCAAGGUUCUCUUGGGCAGAGGAGAUCCCAAGGAUAACAUCAGUUAUAAACAUCUUGUCCCAUGGAUUGGGAAUGGGUUGCUGAUCUUACAUGGGCCCAAGUGGCACCAACACAGAAAACUCCUGACCCCAGGGUUUCACUACGACGUCUUGAAGCCAUACGUGGCCCUGAUGGCGGAAUCUACAAAUGUGAUGCUGGAUAAGUGGGACAAGCUGAUAGCAGAUGGGAAGCCAGUGGAGCUCUUUGAGCACGUCAGCUUGAUGACUCUCGAUAGCAUCAUGAAAUGUGCCUUCAGUUUUCACAGCGACUGCCAGACCAACAGGAAAAACACCUACAUCCAGGCUGUCUACGACCUCUGCCACAUGGUGGACCAGCGCCUCCGCAUCUUCCCCUACCACAAUGACAUCAUUUACUGGCUCAGCCCUCAUGGAUUUCAGUUCAGGAAGGCCUGCAGGAUCGCUCAUGACCACACAGACAAGGUGAUCCAGGAGCGAAAGGAAUCCCUUAAAGAUGAACGGGAAUUUGAAAAGAUUCAGAAGAAGAGACAUUUGGACUUCUUGGACAUUCUGCUGUGUGCCAAAGAUGAGAAUGGAGCUGCACUGUCUGAUGAGGACCUGCGUGCUGAGGUGGACACCUUCAUGUUUGAGGGCCACGACACGACAGCCAGUGGCAUCUCCUGGCUCUUCUACUGCCUGGCAACCCACCCUGAGCACCAGCAACGCUGCAGGGAGGAGAUCCAGGGCAUCCUGGGGGACCGAGAGACAAUCCGGUGGGAGGACCUGGGCAAGAUGCCUUACAGCACCAUGUGCAUCAAGGAGAGCCUGCGCCUCUACCCGCCCGUGCCUGGUGUGUCCCGGCAGCUCAGCAAGCCCAUCACCUUCCCCGAUGGACGCACCCUGCCCGAAGGCAGCGUCACUGCAAUAAGCAUUUACCUCAUUCACAGAAACCCUAAAGUAUGGAAAGAUCCUUUGGUGUUUGACCCUCUGCGUUUUUCCCCAGAGAAUGUCUCUGGCAGGCACUCUCAUGCCUUUCUGCCUUUUUCUGCUGGAAUGAGGAACUGCAUCGGGCAGCAGUUUGCCAUGAACGAGAUGAAGGUGGCGCUGGCUCUGACCCUGCUGCGCUUCGAGCUCUUGCCCGACCCUGCCACGCCUCCCCUCAAAAUAACUCGGAUCAUCCUUCGCUCCAAGAACGGGAUCCACCUGUAUUUAAAGAAGAUCCGCUGAUGCUGGCAGACAUCCUGCCUUCACCAGAGGGAGGGACCGAGCAGAUGACGGGGCAGCGUUUCCCUGGGGUCGAAGCGCAGGGCAGGAUUUGGGGAUGAGGAUUCCUGAUUUCAUCCACCAGCUGAAAGCCCUUCUCAGGCGAGGCCCAGGUGGCUGGGAUGCCAUUGCACAGAGCCAUCUGCUCCAGGGCACUGAUCUGAGAGCAGCCAGGCUCGGCCACGCUGUCUGUCCUCUUGCGCUGCCAUAAGAGCGGGCCUGGCCUGGUCUGGGAACAUCUGCAGGUCCCACCAGCCUCCUUCUUACCAAAUCCUGCCUUCGCACUCGUGCCCUGGCCAAAUCUGUGACCAUUUCCAGCCCUGCUCCGUCAUCAGCACCUUCCUCAGUGCCUGGAGGUCAGCCCUCCUCUCCUGCAGUGGGGACAGCUGUGACAGACCUCUGUCUCACUUCUCACACUCAGUGGGCCUCUGAUUUGUUGAAAGCACUGAUUCCAGUUUGGGCUCUGAAAUCGUGCCCAAAUUGCAAAAUACUCUGUAAUUUUUGUCUUAAUAAACCAAUAAUUUUU